This is a messenger RNA of Nerophis lumbriciformis (worm pipefish), 1566 nucleotides long. RefSeq names its product insulin gene enhancer protein ISL-3. The record is from RefSeq and is a predicted model, not a curated record. Gene Ontology annotation, molecular function: cis-regulatory region sequence-specific DNA binding; DNA-binding transcription factor activity, RNA polymerase II-specific. Gene Ontology annotation, biological process: positive regulation of transcription by RNA polymerase II; axonogenesis; neuron fate specification. Gene Ontology annotation, cellular component: nucleus. Lineage: Eukaryota; Metazoa; Chordata; Actinopteri; Syngnathiformes; Syngnathidae.
GGGGAGACACAAGUUAUGAGGGAGGCAGCCUCGGCAAGGGCCAGUCAUCUUUUUCUGCACCUCCAACGAGCCCCUUCAUCCUUCCUGUAUGGUGGAUAUUAUUUUCAGCUCUUCUUUCUUGGGUGAUAUGGGGGAUCAUUCCAAAAAGAAGCCAGGAUUCGCCAUGUGUGUGGGGUGUGGAAGUCAGAUCCACGACCAGUACAUCCUGAAGGUGUCCCCGGACCUGGAGUGGCAUGCAGCCUGCCUCAAGUGUGCAGAAUGCAGUCAGUACCUGGACGAGACCUGCACAUGCUUCGUCCGGGACGGAAAGACCUACUGCAAGAGAGAUUACGUCAGGCUUUUCGGGAUCAAAUGUGCAAAGUGCAAUUUGGGCUUCAGCAGCAGCGACCUGGUGAUGAGGGCCCGGGACCAUGUUUACCACAUCGAGUGUUUCCGCUGCUCCGUGUGCAGCAGGCAGCUGCUGCCCGGGGAUGAGUUCGCUCUGCGGGAAGACGAGCUCCUCUGCCGGGCCGACCACAGCCUGCUGCUGGACAGAGGCUCCGCCGGGAGCCCCAUCAGCCCGGGACACAACAUGCACUCCAGCAGAACCCUGCACCUGGCAGGUACACACCCGGUGACGGUCCGGCAGGCCCCGCACCGGAACCACGUGCACAAGCAGUCGGAGAAGACGACGCGCGUGCGCACGGUGCUGAACGAGAAGCAGCUGCACACGCUGCGCACGUGCUACAACGCCAACCCCAGGCCGGACGCGCUGAUGAAGGAGCAGCUGGUGGAGAUGACCGGCCUCAGCCCGCGGGUCAUCCGGGUGUGGUUCCAGAACAAGCGCUGCAAAGACAAGAAGAAGUCGCUGCUCAUCAAGCAGCUGCAGCAGCAACACAGUGAUAAGACUGUAAGCAUCUUCAACCUGCAGGGCCUGACGGGAACCCCUUUAGUGGCUGGAAGUCCAAUCCGACAUGAGAGCACCAUGCAGGGGAACCCAGUGGAGGUGCAGACGUACCAACCUCCAUGGAAGGCCCUCAGUGAGUUUGCACUGCAGAGUGACUUGGACCAGCCCGCCUUCCAACAACUGGUGUCUUUCUCUGAGUCCGGCUCUCUCGGCAACUCAUCCGGAAGUGACGUCACAUCCUUAUCCUCUCAGUUACCGGACACCCCCAACAGUAUGGUACCAAGUCCUGUGGAGACGUGAAACGGACUCCUCUCGUCUGACCUCUGACCUCUGCAAAUACAAUUGCAGCAUGCCCCCCCCUCCCCAACGCCCGCCCCCUCCUCCCCCCUUGCAUGUGACCAGCUCAUCCCACCAAUCAGAAGAUGGAAAGGAUUUUCUGAGGAAGACUGACGGAUGUUGCAUGAAGAAAGAUGUACAGAAGAUCAUGUUUUACCCUCCAAAGUGGAUAUACAAAAUAAUAUUCCAUCAGGGAACAAUUUGGGAACACUUCAUGGACUUCCUUCACAUUUUAUUGUGAUCUUUUUUGUUCGUGUCUUGUUUCCGCCACGUGAUCUCUCUCUCUCUCUCUCUUUUUUUUUUUUUUUUAAAACAAAUUAGACUCUCUGUCUUAAACCCCGAGC